AAGGCGUUCGAUGUAUAUAAAGAGACUGAAGGAGCUCGCUGAGGUCGGAAAAGCUCAGCGUAAAGAUGAAGAAACAUUUUAACCUGUAUGAGAAUAUGACCAACAUGGACCCCUUCGAGGGUCCUCAGUAUUAUAUCGCCCCGAUGUGGGCAUUUCACGUACAGACCGCCUUCAUGAGCUUCGUUCUCUUCUGUGGCUGGCCGUUAAACACUCUGGUUCUGCUGGCUACUAUUAAGUACAAGAAGCUUAGAGCUCCUCUCAACUACAUGCUGGUCAACAUCUCCUUCGCUGCCUUCGUCUUCCUUACCUACUCAAACACUCAGGUGUGGGCCGCGGCCGUGAAGGGCUACUACUUCCUCGGUUACACCUUGUGUGCCUCAGAAGCUGCGGUCGCCGCGGGAACAGGUCUGGUGACGUCCUGGUCUCUUGCUGUGCUCUCCUUUGAGCGGUACAUUGUGAUCUGUAAACCGUUUGGAGCGUUUAAGUUUGGGAACGCUCAUGCCGGUGCCGCCGUCGCCUUCUGUUGGAUCAUGGGGUUUGGCGCUGCCUCGCCACCUCUUUUUGGGUGGAGCAGGUUUAUCCCCGAGGGGCUGAACUGUGCCUGCGGACCCGACUGGUACACCAGAAACGAGGAGUUAGGCACCACCAGCUACAUGUACUUCCUGCUUACUACCUGCUUCUGCAUCCCUCUGUCUGUCAUCAUCUUCUCCUACUCCCAGUUACUGGGAGCUCUAAGAGCUGUUGCCGCCCAGCAGGCAGAGUCGGCGUCCACCCAGAAGGCUGAGAAGGAGGUGUCCAGGAUGAUCAUCGUCAUGGUGCUCUCCUUCUGCGCCUGCUACUGCCCCUACGCCAUAACUGGUCUUGUGUACGCCAACUCUUCAGACGCAAACAGGGAUUACAGACUCGUUACCAUCCCAGCUUUCUUAACCAAGAGCUCCUGCGUCUACAACCCCCUCAUCUACAUCUACAUGAACAAGCAGUUUAAUGCCUGCAUCAUGGAGAUGGUGUUUGGAAAGAAAAUGGAAGAUGCAUCUGAAGUGUCUUCAAAGACUGAGGUGUCCACAGCAUCGUAAUGUUUGGAGCAAAACUCAUAAGGACAUUUGACUUCCCUAAAGGACUUUUAAACUUUUUGGUUCAGAGGAUCCACAGGAAAAAGCACCAUGUAAAUACAGUUUACAUAUAAAAAGACCAGAUGAAAUUUACUGUAGUAUGCAUUUGUAUAGAUAAAAGCAACAAAAAAAACUAAAUAAAAAUAUGUUCAAUUUA
Molecule: messenger RNA, 1266 nt
Organism: Cyprinodon tularosa
Lineage: Eukaryota; Metazoa; Chordata; Actinopteri; Cyprinodontiformes; Cyprinodontidae
Product: putative violet-sensitive opsin
Exons: 5
Coding region: 66-1073 (335 amino acids)
Biological process (GO): phototransduction; visual perception; G protein-coupled receptor signaling pathway
Cellular component (GO): membrane; photoreceptor outer segment
Molecular function (GO): G protein-coupled receptor activity
Source: RefSeq, a predicted model, not a curated record